UGGCGGGCUAGCAGACAGCCCGGCGGGAGAGCCCCGCCGAGCGGAGCUGACUGGACUCCCGACUGACUCUCCGAUUCCGGGGCUGCGGUAGCUAGGGUUCUGGGCCCGGCAGGGACGGAGCUGGAGCCCUGGCCCUUGAAGGGAUACCUCUCCGCAGACUAGUGGGACCCCGAAACUUGAACGCAGCCGCCGGUCCCAUUUUGAUAGCUUCCUUUGUCACUUCCCCACUUUUCUAACAACGCGUUUUUUCCCUUCUGUUUUCCCUCCCCACUCUUCAUUCUCCCUCCUCCGAAGGACACAAAAGUGGCUUCCGUGGAAAUAUUUGGAGGCGGCGGGAGCUUUUUCUCUUUGGAGAGCGACUGUGUAGACGUGAUUUUUUGGGGGAAGCCACUUUCACACUCUUCCCUCCACCCGCCCCCCACAAAAAGCUUCUGUACCCUUUUGAGAGAAGCUCAUAGCUUGAAAGUUGGAGGGGCUUUUUGUUGGGUACUGGAGGUGGAGAGAGGGGGAGGACCCUGUCCUCAUCCUGGUCGUUGCCUGGACUUGUUACCGGCCGUUGGAAACCCAGAAGUACCUUUCCGCGUGGGACUUUUAUAGAUCUAUAUUUUUUAAAUUUUUGCAGAUACAAAAAAAAUAUAUAUAUAUAUGCUCUCUCUAUAUUUCUUGACGACCUGCCCCUGACAGCGCGAUGUACAAUACGGUGUGGAGUAUGGACCGCGAUGACGCAGACUGGAGGGAGGUGAUGAUGCCCUAUUCGACAGAACUGAUAUUUUAUAUUGAAAUGGAUCCUCCAGCUCUUCCACCAAAGCCACCUAAGCCAAUGACUUCAACAGUUACAAGUGAGAUGAAGGAUAGUUCUGCUGCUUCUCUUCAGGAUGCAGAAUGGUACUGGGGGGAUAUUUCAAGAGAGGAAGUAAAUGACAAAUUACGAGACAUGCCAGAUGGUACCUUCUUGGUUCGAGAUGCCUCAACAAAAAUGCAGGGAGAUUAUACUUUGACAUUGCGGAAAGGAGGCAAUAAUAAGUUAAUAAAAAUCUACCAUCGGGAUGGUAAAUAUGGCUUUUCUGAUCCUCUGACAUUUAAUUCUGUGGUGGAGCUCAUUAACCACUAUCAUCAUGAAUCUCUCGCUCAAUACAAUCCCAAACUUGAUGUGAAGCUGAUGUACCCAGUGUCCAGAUACCAGCAGGAUCAGUUGGUUAAAGAAGAUAACAUUGAUGCAGUAGGUAAAAAACUGCAAGAAUACCACUCUCAGUAUCAGGAAAAGAGUAAAGAGUAUGACAGGCUGUAUGAGGAAUAUACCAGGACAUCUCAGGAAAUACAGAUGAAGAGGACUGCAAUAGAAGCUUUUAGUGAAACAAUUAAAAUAUUUGAGGAACAGUGUCACACACAAGAACAACAUAGCAAAGAAUAUAUCGAGCGAUUUCGCAGAGAAGGAAAUGAAAAAGAGAUUGAACGAAUUAUGAUGAAUUAUGACAAAUUGAAAUCACGUCUGGGUGAGAUUCAUGAUAGCAAAAUGCGUCUAGAGCAGGAUUUGAAGAAACAAGCUUUGGACAACCGGGAAAUAGAUAAAAAAAUGAACAGUAUCAAACCUGACCUGAUCCAACUACGCAAGAUCCGAGAUCAGCACCUUGUAUGGCUCAGUCACAAAGGAGUGAGGCAGAAGCGUCUGAACGCCUGGCUAGGAGUCAAGAAUGAGGAUGCUGAUGAGAACUAUUUUAUGAAUGAGGAAGAUGAGAACCUGCCACAUUAUGAUGAGAAAACCUGGUUUGUUGAGGAUAUUAAUCGAAUACAAGCAGAGGACUUGCUUUAUGGAAAACCUGAUGGUGCAUUCUUAAUUCGAGAAAGUAGCAAGAAAGGAUGCUAUGCUUGCUCUGUGGUUGCCGACGGGGAAGUGAAGCACUGUGUCAUCUACAGCACUGCUCGAGGCUAUGGCUUUGCGGAGCCCUACAACCUGUACAGCUCACUGAAGGAGCUGGUGCUCCAUUACCAGCAGACGUCCCUGGUUCAGCACAACGACUCCCUCAACGUCAGGCUUACCUACCCUGUCCACGCACAGAUGCCCUCGCUCUGCAGAUAAAGGGGGGGGCGGGAAGAGAGGUGGCUCUCUAGCGUUUUUUCCUACCGUUUUUAUUAGACUAUGAGGGCAUUCUUUCUGCAUAGACUGCUUGUUUUGCACAAGAAGUGAUUAUGUGAAUGUGACGUGGAGACUGAGCAGCAGCCGGCCAGGGUGGAGGAAGGAAGGGAUAUAGAGUCCCCUGGACCUCAGCUGUGCGCUGCACUGACAUACUAAGCCAGAAGCAGGUGUGUUUUUUUGGAAAGUUGGUUAUUGGGGAUUUUGUUUUGUUUAGUCAGGCACCCUCAGCAGAACACGUUAGGCUUGGGGUGGGGGUUACUGGAACCCUCUGAAGAAUCCUGGUCGUCUUUCAGUCUUGGAGAGUGCAGCUGAGGCACGGGGAGUUCUGUCUUGAUCUGGCAGCUUCUCUUAGGAUACAUGUGGACCCCCGUCAGGCCUCUUCCUCCCACAAAAGAAGGUGGUUUUGGUUCUGUGGUGGUGUGGGAUUUGGUGGAAAAGACAACCAAAGGAAAACUGGGAGGCUCGGGGCUUUGUUGAGAGAAUGUAAGCCACGGAGGGGACACCUUCCAAUGAAGGUACUGUGUCAACAUAAUUUAGGCUUGAGCAGCCCCCAACUCCUCCCUUUAAAGAAGCAUUAAGUUUAUAAACCAAAUUGAUCCCUCCGAAACAUUGUCAUUGCUGGACUAAUGCCUGAUGGGAGAAGGUGGCACUAGUAUCAAAAUGCACACUUCUAAACCAAAACUUGAAAAGGGAAAGUAAGAUACAUGUUUUUGCAAACACUAAAAUUGGUCAGUUGUAAUUCCUCCUGCCUGCCUUGUGUCUGAGAGAUGAGGAAUAGUGUUUUUGUGGAGAUAUGGUGCGCUUUGAAUCAUAAAAUGAAGUUGGUGCUAUUGUGGUAUUUCCUUAGCAUAAAGAAUGAUCUGUUGUUUGAAGCCUCUGUAACUUGUUUGUGUGAGUAAAAGGUGCAAUCCAGUGCUUUUAGAUGACUUGAAUAUACCAAAUAACCCUAGAGAACAACAUUCGUUCAUGUCUUCCCCAGGCUGGGAGGGCGGGCCUGCAGUAGCAUCAACAUGGUCUCCAUUUAUCACGGCGGCCUCUGCAGGGUAGGGCUCAGAGAGUCCGAGUGGCUAAGGCUGUAGUGGGAAGGGGAGGGUCCUACCAUGGGCCCAUCACCCAUGCGCUUCCUUGCUUCCAUCCACUGGUUUCUGAAACUCGCAGAAGUGUGUGGCUGGCGUUUAAACUUAGCAAAAGCCAUCUAGGAGGGUUUUUCCUUUUUCUGUGAGCCUGUCACUAAAACAAUGUGCAGUCUGCCUUUGUGCUCCAUUGGCCCCGAUUGUAGGCUGGGACUCAUCUGCUGGUUUCGGCCAGCCUUCCGGCUGAGUGAAACUAGGCAGUUGGACUAGAGGCAGGCAUCCACUCAGGACUGCAUGUUGCCCAGCCCCGUUUGUCAGCACUCACUUGACAAGAAGAGUCGUCUGUCACUGAGUGAGUCAGCUGUUUGCACACAGAAGCUGUGUAGUCGGGCACCCUGGCUGAGCCAGGGAAGCCAGUGUCAGGAGCUUGAAGCUCCAGGCUUAUGGCGAAGGAAGUUCUGGUUUUAGGGGAAAGGAAAACAACUGCAUUAACGAGCACACCGGUCUUGGGUGUUGAAGCCUAGAGUGGACCAUGAUGUAGACGUAGACAUGGAUUACACUCUGGGAAAAACCACCAGAUAUCAGUGAGAGGCUAGGAAGGAAAGGUGUGUCUUUGACUUUUCCUUGGUUAAUUGCAGUCUCAGGAUUGGGCAAGAGAGAGAGCCAGAUGAACCGCCCCCCUCAGUGUCACUGUUCUGACUUAAGCUCUUGACUGAGAGGCAGCCACCCUUUCUAACUUCCAGAGGGGAAUUUUCCGACUGUUUUCUGGGCAGUGCCAUGCUCACUGCUGCUGGACACCCCUGGAUGGCCUAGCACCUGGUGCUGAACCUGCUUGAGCAGUUGGACACUCGAGAUUGGGUUCAAGUCAUUUCCUCUCUGGUACUAAAGUUUUUGUGGGUCCUGUCUUUUAAAAUACCCCAGAUGGGAAAAAGGGUUUAUGCCUAUUGUGUUGGACCUGUGUCUGCACUUGACCGGUAGACACUGGGAAGGGCAGCUGGAGAGCAAGCCCCUCUGACUUCCCCUUGGGCUGGCUGGGAGAAGGACUGCUUUCAUUUCCCACCCUAGUCUUCCACUUUUCCCCUCCCCUGUUUCUGUUUUUAGUUCAUUGCUUUCUGGGAUUUAAGGCCCAGGGUUCAUUUGAGAAGUUGGAAGAUUAUUUUAUGACCAGUUGCCACAUGGCUCGCUCGAUCCUAAGCCAGUGGGAAAUGGCAGAGAGGCAGCCUAGUGUAUACUGGGCUGGGCUGUGUGUGCAUCGAGGUAGUAUGCAGCUCCUUUGCUCCAUAGUCUUGGGAGCAGGUCGGAGUCGGCCGGGGGCCUGUCCUGUGAUCUGGGCCCUGAGGCACUCUCUUGGCAUGUUUACCCCAGCCCCACAGAAGCAGAAGGUAAGGGGACAGACCAAGACCAGAGUCCACUGUGGAGGUAGACCUGGGAGCUAAAGGAAGUGCUGAAUGUUCUCUUGGCUAGGGAAGCACCCACCAGCAUGGAAGCAGCGCCAGGCUGACUGGCUGCAGGUCUCCUUAAUGCUCACCUGCACCUUGCCAUAGAUGCUGGCUGUGUCCUGUCACUACUCCAGCAGAGGUCGAGGGCUUCCUGAUACAUCCACCUUUGAUGUCUUCCACAGCUCCCCUUUAAUUGGUGCAACAAACCAGCCCCGUGGGUCCUCUUGGGACAAGAACUGGAUCUAGGCUAUGCCCGUUUUCCAAGGUGGUCUCUGCUGCCAGGUACCAUCCCACAGUAGCCCUUUUUGAGACUCCGUGGCCUCAGAAGCCAGAGGGUCUGGAUGGAGGCCUAGCUGGGCCCUCCCUCUGCCACCAACUGCUCAUCCUUGCUUUAGCUCCAGCCACUUGUGACACCCAACUGUGUUUCCUUACAAAUUCCAGCAUGUGAUGUUGGUGCCCCGUUGUUAACUUGUGAAAAAGCUAUUCUGUUGUCUUUGAUGUAGUCAAAAAAAUCAUGUAGUUUAUGUAAAAAUAUCUGAUUCACAAGGAAGCCAACUGUGUGUCUUGUGUUGGGACAGUUCAUAAAGUAGUUCCUAGGCCACUUUUGCAAAUUGUUCUUGUCACCAAAUGUGUUCAGACAUUGCUGUGCAGUUGUGGGGGAGGGCGGGGGGAAGGUGAGGGAGAUACUUUUUGGUCUUUUUGUUUACCUUCCCCAAAAGGGGACAGUCUGGCCAACUUGCUCCAGUAAUGCAAUAAAGACAUUGCAAUAAAACA
Messenger RNA from Echinops telfairi (small Madagascar hedgehog), 5420 nucleotides. Its product is annotated as phosphatidylinositol 3-kinase regulatory subunit gamma. NCBI's taxonomy places the organism in Eukaryota, Metazoa, Chordata, Mammalia, Afrosoricida, Tenrecidae. Gene Ontology annotation, cellular component: phosphatidylinositol 3-kinase complex. Bases 689 to 2077 code for a protein of 462 amino acids. The record is from RefSeq and is a predicted model, not a curated record. Gene Ontology annotation, molecular function: 1-phosphatidylinositol-3-kinase regulator activity. Gene Ontology annotation, biological process: insulin receptor signaling pathway; phosphatidylinositol phosphate biosynthetic process. The transcript has 10 exons.